AUGUCUCAGAUUUCUCCUUCAAAGAAGACGACUUCCCGCUCUGAAACAGUAUCCGAUUCUAGGGCACCAAAUAUGGUGAGUGAUCAGGAUGUUAUGAUGGAUGUUGUGCCCUUGAACACGGUUCCGGCUACUGAUCCUGUUAGUAGUAUACCAAGAAAGAUGCAUGCACGAAAAUCGACUGGUGGGUCCGUUCCAGAAACUUUUUCUGCUAGGGAUAAAGAGGGUUCUGCAUAUGUCCACAAUGCGAUCGCAGGUCUUGUCACGAGAAUCUUGAAUGAAGGUCACAAGGUAGAAGGAAUAUCUGUUCCUUUAGCCCAAGCUUCUGCUCCUGAGAACAGCAAAGACGAUCAUGUUGAUGCUAGCAAAGAUCAUGUUGAUGUUGAGACAUCUGAAGCUAACAAUGUUGAGACUUCUGAUGCUAAAAAUGUUGAAACAUCUGGAGCUAAAGAUGCUGAGAUUCUUGAAACAGAGAAAGCUGAAGAGGUCACUGCUACUUCUCCUAAAGAGAAGCUUACUCGCCCUAUUGACAGUGUAAAUGAUGUGGUGGAUCUGGAUAAUCUAGAUGAUCCUAUUGACAUUGCUGAUGAUGACCUCAUCUCUAGCAUUUCUAACAGAGUCAAGGCUCGAAGGGGACAGCAGGUUGAUGAUCAACAUCUUCCCAAGACUAAAGUUGCUCCUCUAAAGAAUGCCACCAAAGAAAAGAUCAAGAAGGUCCCUGCUGAAUCUUCAAGAACUGGGAGCAAGGUUGCUGUGAAGAAGAGGAAAGAAAGAAGUGUUUCUGACUCAGAGGACAAUGUCCUAAGUGAUGUCCUUGACAUCCAUUCAAAGAAGAAGAUUGUUGUCAUCAAAUCCUCCAUAGAGGUUCGUGAUGUUCCCUUGGACAACAUUUAUUUGCACUAUGUUUCAAAUGUUAUCCAGUGGAAGUUUGUUUAUCAGAGAAGACUGGCUCUGGAAAGAGAGCUUGCAAAUGAUGCUCUGGAAUGUCAAGAGGUCAUGAAGCUCAUCAAAUCUGCAGGUUUGCUUAAAACUGUUACUCAUUUUUCUAAAUGCUAUGAAAUGCUCGUGAAGGAGUUUAUAGUAAAUUUGUCUCAAGAUUGUGCUGAUGGGAAAGCUGAGGAUUUUCAUAAGGUGUAUGUUAGAAGAAAAUGUAUAGAUUUCUCCCCAACUGUUGUCAACCUCUAUCUAGGUAGGGAUGAUGAGGCUCAACCUGAGCUUGAAGUGACUGACAAUGAGAGUAAAUUGUCUGCUAGUCUUCUUAAUGUCAGGUAUGCUUUGCUGCACAAAAUUGGUGCUGCUAACUGGGUGCCUACCAAUUACACUUCUACCAUUACUGUUGGCCUAGGUAGAUUCUUAUAUGCUGUGGGAACCAAGACAAAGUUUAAUUAUGGAACUUACGUAUUUGAUCAAACUAUGAGGCAUGUUGGUACCUCUGCUACCAAGCUACCCAUUGCUUUUCCAUCCCUGAUAUGUGGGAUAAUCCUCAAGCAAUACCCUGGAAUUCUGAAAGCUAAAGACUUUGUGUGUAAGAGGGAGAGUGCUUUGUCCUUCCACUAUAAGCUGCUCCAAAGGUCAGAUGACAUAACAUCUGCUGGGACAUCACAAACCAGCAAAUCUGUGAACAAAUCCUCUCUUAUUGCUGAGCUGAAAGAGACUUGUAAAGAGUUGGACAAUAGGAAGAUGAAGCUUGAAAAGCUCAUUCAAAGACUUGAGCAGUCUGCAGAUGAUGAUCAUGCUGGUGGAAGUGAUGGUGAAACUAAUGAUGAAGAAAAUGGUGUUGAUAGUGGUGAUGAUGAAGAGGCUGAGGAUAGUGAGGGUGCUGAAGAGACUGGGAGUAGUGAUGCUGGUGAAGAGACUAGUGGCUCUAGUGAUGAAGAGACUGGUGGAUCUGACAAUUAG
Vicia villosa (hairy vetch) is the source of this 1896-nucleotide messenger RNA. RefSeq lists its product as uncharacterized. The record is from RefSeq and is a predicted model, not a curated record. NCBI's taxonomy places the organism in Eukaryota, Viridiplantae, Streptophyta, Magnoliopsida, Fabales, Fabaceae. The transcript is spliced from 2 exons. The coding region runs from base 1 to 1896 and encodes 631 amino acids.